AUGUCUACCAAAGUCGCGCGCGACAAUGAGUCCAUGUCAUCCAAGGAAUCAUGGGACGCUAUAACUUCUCAUGGUUCUGACGAUGACACCAAGGAGGAGACGCCGUUACUUGUCGAUGAUACCAACACAUCAAAGACCAGUCACAAGACAUCCUCCAAGGACUCUGUACCAAAUCAUGUCAAAGACCAGAAGGAGAGACGGUCAGAACCAAAGGACGCUGCGAAAACAAAAUCAAUGGCGAACAAGAGCAGAGGAUAUGUUGCCGCAAAUGACAGAACUGCACAGACGGCGAAUACUGUUGAGAAACCCAUGGCAAAUUCAGAAGUUGAACCGCUCUCCAUGAACGAGACUACGGGAGGAUGGUCCUUGGAUUACCCUCAGUGGUUCUUCGACUCAGCUAUCACACUCCGUGAGGAGAUGCAAGCGCCACAAAGCCUUGCCCUGUCUAAUGAGCCUAGUCGAACCAACAAAAGCUCAUCUUCAAAGUUUGUGUUGGACGAAGAUGCGUACGAGCAAGCAUUGGACAUCGUCUCUAGCCUGACCAAACCCCCUGUGACUGGUAUUUCCAAGAAAAUUCCCGCUUCUUGGUACUCCUCGGCAUCCUUCCUUGUGCAAUCACCCGAGCCAGACAGCCUCGGUUUCCUGAACACCGUUGUCCAGCGUCUAGCCAAGGAUGUCAACGCCGACCUCCUCGACCUUAGCCCAGGCCCUCUUGAAGAUAUCCUGCACUAUUGGUUCCACUCUGUGCGAGAGAACCAAGAAAUCUUCCUAACGCCAGCCGAGUAUCUGAGCACGGAGAAAGGCUUCCCUCGCAUGAGCCACUUCAAGCGCGCAUUUGCCGACCGGAUCCUUCACACCUCAGACCGCAAGUACAUCGUGGAUAGGCUCCUGACGGCACGAUCAUGGAAGCGCAAUGCCCGUGGCCAAGCAUAUGAGCCCCGACCGCUCAUAGUCCUCUUGCCAGACGUUACAGCGUACACGGUGAGGUACUGUUUCGAAAGCGAGGAGUUCCUGGGCCUACUUUAUGACGAGGUCAAACGACGGCGGCAGGAAUGUGGGACGCCAACGCUCAUCAUCGGCACGGCGCCUUCGAGCCGCACGCACGACGAGUACUUCCCGCAGAGCGAUAUGGGUCGCGAGGGCAUCAGUCACGUCCACAAGGUGUUGCACCUAGAUCCGUCGCUCAUCAUCGAGGUCGCCCCACGUCAGUGGUGGUUUAUGCCGCGCCCUCUAGGAACACAGGUCAACAGGAUCGACUGGUGGAACCGGCUGCGCCUCUCACUACGCCAUGAGCUGAACACGGCCUCUCCCGACUUUCUGGGCGUGGACAUGCUCGACCACGGUGCGCAUCCGCCGCUGCCAGGCAUCAAGGCCUUCCUCACCCACCCGGCUUGGACCGGUGAGAUGACCAUCAAGGCCUUUCGGCAGAUCGUCGCCCGCGCCCGGCGCAAGGAGCGGUUGGAUGCUGAAGACAUGCUCGCGGUGCUGGCCCGCGUGGCCAAGAACGAUGCGCCCUUCACCUUUGGCGGCUGGAAUGACUCACCAAUGCAUUUUGCUAAUGCGGUCAGAAAGUUCCUUGAGAGUGUUCCAGGCGAAUUUUGGACAAUGUUAAUGAGCGUGGCGGUGUUUGUACUCCUUUGGAUCUUCUUCUAUUAUCUCGUUGUGUACUUUUCUUGA
Messenger RNA from Pyricularia grisea, 1677 nucleotides. RefSeq lists its product as uncharacterized. The transcript has a single exon. The coding region runs from base 1 to 1677 and encodes 558 amino acids. NCBI's taxonomy places the organism in Eukaryota, Fungi, Ascomycota, Sordariomycetes, Magnaporthales, Pyriculariaceae. The record is from RefSeq and is a predicted model, not a curated record.